Molecule: messenger RNA, 1917 nt
Organism: Penicillium concentricum
Lineage: Eukaryota; Fungi; Ascomycota; Eurotiomycetes; Eurotiales; Aspergillaceae
Exons: 2
Coding region: 1-1917 (638 amino acids)
Source: RefSeq, a predicted model, not a curated record
AUGGCUAUGAUCAAACUCCCUGAAGAUCGUCCUGAGUUCCUGCUGGACCUGAAUAGAUGGACGAUUCGCCGCUUCGAUGACUGCUGGAACGACUUCCGCUCUGAAUUGCAGACCAAAGGCUUUGGCGCAAUCUCUUACGCAUGGGGCGGAUGGAAGGAUCGUACAAUGUUUGCCAGAAACAGCCUGAAUCCGGAUGAUCACCAGUACCCAGCAUUCGAUAUUGGCGAAGAUAAUGAUAAGGUACCAUUAUCGUGGGUCUUCCCUAUUACCAGACAAGAACCCGGACAAUCAGUAGAGCAAUUCACCGCUGGCGAUGCACAGAGGGCUCUCGGAACUAUAGGGUUGAGAUUCGUCUGGUGGGAUUGGGCAUGUAUCCCUCAAGGCUUUAUAAAUCCCACCGAGCCAGACAAGGAGCAGUAUCGGAUUCAUCCAGAGCUGCUCCCCGUUAUGGACCAGGAGAUGAACAAGAUGCGUUAUGUGUACCCGAAUUCCAAGCGAGGCAUCAUAUGGGCCCACACCGUGCAUUGGGGCAGAGGUUCGGAGUUGGAGCAAGCCAUCAAGGCGUGUUGCAAUUAUCCUAUGACCCCCAGUCUGACCAAAACAGUGGUAGAGGUGGAGGAUGUGGUGACAAAGUUGGAGGAUGCAAAUAAGUCGGAGAUGUGGCUUCAAUCCCUCUGGUGCUUUCAAGAAGGCGUACUGUUCAGUCAUCCCGAUCGCCACGUGGAUCCCCCCGAUGCAGUCUUUCGGGAUUAUAUUGGCAGAUCAUUGCCCGUGCCAUCUAUACGGGGCGAAGGAGACCUUGCUGACUUAGUCCUGGCGGCAUCUUCAAUCGCAAGCACCAUCGUCCUUUUCCUCCGACGGCAAGCUGAGAGUCCCCAAGAGAAUCCUUUCGAGAAUUUUCCCGCGCCUGUCGAUCGAUUGGCCCUGUAUUUUCAACCUUGGUGUUUUGAUCCGGCCAAUAAUUUCAAUGUGCGCCAAAUGCUUGAUCGCGUCGUUAAGACUGGUCUGGUGUUUUACACUGCCCAAAGUCCGUUGUCGCUGUUGAAUGCGAGAUGGAAUCGUGAACGGGGCAAGCACUCUCGUCUGGCUGACAUAGAAGUCAAUACCGUCAUUGGUGCCCUGGAGGUCGAUAUCGAAAUAUACCAAAUUGAGGCGAGAGCUUUACCCGCUGAUGACAGGCUACCCAUUCACCGCGAGGGUAUGCUUGUGGAGCUCUUCAAAAUCUACCAGUGGCGCAUGCUGCUCUUCGCCACGGAGCUCCGCCAGCCAAGUGCCACAAUGAAAGCAGUGUGGUCAAGCCUGGUAGAGAUCAAAGAUGCAGUACAGAAGGUGCCAGUGUUUACCGCCCUCGAAUACUUUCUCUCGUCCGCACAUCUGGCCCAGCGCUUCAGGCCGCCCCCAACGAAAUACGUGGGUGAUCCUGCACCAGCGCCUCCUCGCGUUCCAACAAAUCAGUUUGCCUUGCCAAUCCUGGAGUAUUCACGCAAGCAUCGAUAUCUGAUCCUGCAUGGUCUUUCAGGAUUCCGAAUCUUUGAUUUGCAAACCUACACUGAGAGUAAACCAAUGUGGACCAAAUGCAUGUUUUACACGUAUGAGGGGAAUAUGGGACAUGGGGUUUUUGCUCCUGGAUUCAAGACUGUCCCAUUCGGCGAAUGGGAGAAAGUCUUCGGCGCCAAGUCAGUCCUGGUACCAGUCGAGUAUUUGCCCAUGAAGGGUCCUAACAUGAUGCCGUGGGAGAGGGUGAACCGGUUGAGGUUUGUUGUGCUGAACAAUUUCGGUCCGCCAGCAGAUUUGAAUUAUCCUUCAAGCACUGCCACAGAAUUCGCAGGAACUUUUAUUGGAGUAGUGGAUAUCGAAGGAGCACCCAAGUUGGAGGACGGAACUGUGGAGCUCAAGGAGGACGUCGCGUUGUUUUGA